Messenger RNA from Pangasianodon hypophthalmus (striped catfish), 7089 nucleotides. RefSeq names its product multiple PDZ domain protein. The transcript is spliced from 48 exons. The coding region runs from base 182 to 6187 and encodes 2001 amino acids. Gene Ontology annotation, molecular function: protein binding. NCBI's taxonomy places the organism in Eukaryota, Metazoa, Chordata, Actinopteri, Siluriformes, Pangasiidae. The record is from RefSeq and is a predicted model, not a curated record.
GUGAAUUGGGGCGGGGCUUCUCGCGCUGUUACUGACCAUCUCACAUCGCCCAUCUUUAAAACCAGUCCCGUUAACCGGAGAGCCGCGUCCCGUCCCGUACUGAUAUAACGCCUUAUAACGGAUGAACUCUCGGGUGUCUUUUUAAGUGAGAAAAUCAACAAAGAGUGAAGACAAAAAAAAGAUGAUUGAAACAAUUGACACGCAGCGUUGUCUGCAGGCAGUGGAACGACUGCAGGCUCGUCUGAAGGAGAGAGGAGGUGACGUGCCCUCUGAUGAGAAACUGAACCUGCUUAAAUCUGUCCUGCAAAGCCCUCUGUUCCACCAGAUCCUCGCCCUCCAGAAAUCAGUACAGCAUCUUAAGGAACAGCCUUCAUGUGUAAACUCAGAUUAUAAUGGAGGAUAUGUUGACUCGGCUCAGAUUAAUGGGCGGACCUCAUCAGAGGAGCACGAGCGCAUCAUUCGCACCAUGGCUCAGGGUCGGUACGUGACUCAUAUUGACUUGGUGAAGCCGGUAUCAGGAGGCCUGGGCUUUAGCGUGGUAGGACUGCGAAAUGAGAACCAAGGAGAACUUGGCAUUUUCGUACAGGAAAUCCAGACAGGGAGCGUUGCAUACUGUGAUGGGAAGCUGAAGGAAGGAGAUCAGAUCCUGGCGAUAAAUGGACAGCCACUGGACCAGAACAUCAGCCAUCAGCAGGCAAUUGCGCUGCUGCAAAGAGCAUCUGAGCAUGUACAGAUUACGGUUGCCAGAGGGGCAAUUCCUCAGCUUUCCAGCCCAGUGGUGUCCAGAACACCUAGUGCUGCUAGUACACUGUCUGCACAUUCAAGUGGGAAUCACUGGACGCAGAUGGAGACUAUAGAGCUAGUCAAUGACGGCACUGGUCUGGGUUUUGGCAUCGUCGGGGGUAAAACUACUGGUGUCAUUGUCAAGACCAUUCUACCUGGUGGUAUCGCUGAUAAGGAUGGUCGCUUGCGCAGUGGUGAUCACAUCCUGCGUAUCGGGGACACUGACCUGUACGGUUUGGGCAGUGAGCAGGUUGCUCAGGUGCUGCGGCAGUGUGGCAACAGAGUCAAACUUCUCAUCACCAGAGCAACCGUGGAUGAUGCCUCCCCUGCGCCUGUAGCCCUGCCAACAGUUACUGAGCAACAGGACCAUGAAGAAGAGGAGCAGGAUGCAUUCGAUGUAAGUCUGACGAAGAACGCUCAGGGUCUCGGCAUCACCAUUGCAGGAUACAUCGGAGACAAGAACUCUGAGGCCUCUGGGAUAUUUGUGAAGAGCAUCACUGCAGGAAGUACUGUGGAACAAGAUGGCCGUAUCCAUGUUGGAGAUCAGAUCAUAGCUGUGGACGGAGUGAACAUACAGAGCUACACCAAUCAGCAGGCAGUGGAGCUCUUACGCCACACCGGUCAAACGGUCCACCUCAAACUUGUCCGCCACGGCUUUAGACCAGAAGACACUCUCCUGCCGAUCAUACCUGUGACCACCGAGGCUAAACCAAGACAGGAGUGUGUCGCCACAGACAGCAUGGAUGAUCCUGUGGAAGCAUCCAGACAUGUAGCUGCUGCUGAUGUUUUGCCAUGCACGCCUGAACAAAAGAAAGGCAUCAAACUGAAUAGCGAUGAGGAAGAGGAGCUGAGGAAGAAAUGGCAAAAUGCUCUCGGUCCUAGUAAUGAAGUUAUUGUGGUACAGGUAGAGAAAUUCAGUGAGAGCAGUGGACUGGGGAUCAGUUUGGAAGCGAGUGCUGGUCACCACUACAUAUGCUCAGUUUUACCCGAGGGACCUGUAGGACGUUCAGGAAAGCUCUACAGUGGAGAUGAACUACUGGAGGUGAACGGUAUACCUCUUAGAGGUGAGACACAUAAGGAAGUGGUGAGCAUUCUGAAGGAGCUGCCCGUGUGUGUGUACAUGGCCUGCUGUAGGCCCGCCCCUUUGCCCUCGACUGACAGUCAAACCGGCCAGCCACGGCUGGAAGAAGUGGCUAUGGAGUCGACAGAAAAGGACCUUGACGAUGAUGAGGACUUCCUUGUGCCUGGCGAUUCAGAGACGAGCCUAAGAGAUCUCGUGCAAGAAGAGACUGUGGGAACUUCAUUGGCAAUGUGGGAGUCAGAGAUCCAGGACAUUGAGCUGGAGAAAGGAGAACGUGGACUGGGUUUUAGCAUCCUAGACUACCAGGACCCUAUGGACCCAGCUAAGACUGUGAUCGUGAUCCGAUCUCUGGUGCCUGAAGGUGUGGCUGAAGUGGACGGACGUUUGUUGCCAGGAGACCGGCUGAUGUAUGUCAACAGCAUCAACCUCGAGAGUGCUAGUCUGGAGGAGGCAGUUCAGGCACUGAAGGGGGCCAGCUUAGGCACCGUCCACAUUGGAGUAGCCAAACCACUGCCUACUCCCUCCUCUAUAUUCUCGGCUCUGUUGUGGAUGGAGAGAGAUGAGGAGGAGGAGGAGGAGGAGGAAGAAGUCUUAUUCCGCGCUGAGCCAGUACUGAUUGACACUAGCGAUGUGGACUUGUCAGACGACAAGUUCGAUCGUCAUUACGACGCUGAGGAAGACGACACGUUUCAGGCGUCCAUGAUCGCCCUUCACGGAAGCACCUGCAGUGCAGAUCUCACCUAUCAGAUGGCCGUGCAAGCCUCCACCCCUCAGAGAAAUGCUCACCUGGAUUCGUUCAUGGACUAUCCUUUUAUGACGGCAUCUGAAAUCGGAGAGCCAUUUUCUCCUGAGGAGAAGGGAGCAUCUGUAAGGCUUGAAGCAGGGACCGGAAGACUUGGCUCCACCCACUCCAGUCUGAUUAUGGAAAAUGAUUUAGAGAGAAUGAACUCCAUGGACCCACUGAUGUCAAAAGCUGGGAUUUGUAGAGCAAACACUGCUUCCACUUGUAAAGAAGAGAAGCUUGCAACAACAUUAUAUAGAGAGAUGGGACCAAUCAUGCCAGAGAUCCAAGGGCGAGUGCAUGAAGGUGGUUAUGUUCGUGCUUCUCAAGAGGAGGAAGAUGAUUUCCCAAUGGAUAAAACUCAAGAGGAAGAAACAGAUCAACAAGAAAUGACUCCAGGGAGCAAUUUUGAGAGGACCAUCACUGUUGUCAAGGGCAACUCAAGUUUAGGUAUGACAGUGAGCGCAGUGAAGGAUGGCGUGGGUAUGCUGAUCCGCAGCAUCAUUCACGGCGGGGCCAUAAGCAGAGAUGGACGUUUAGGUGUUGGAGAUCUCAUUCUCGCCAUCAACGGCGAAGCAACCGGGAACCUGACCAACGCACAGGCACGCGCCAUGCUGCGCAGACACUCACUCAUUGGAUCUGACAUGGGAUCUUCAGUUGCUCCGGAAGAGGAGCUCUGCCCCUUUUAUAUCAUUACCUAUGUACCAGCGGAGUAUUUAGAGGAAUACAAGGCUAUUAAGCAGGCCAAGGAUAAUACCUUUGCUGUGGAUGCAUCAAGCACACCAAGGUCUGUAGCAGAGCUUCCUGAGAGGGAGGAUGGUGAAGGGGAGGAGAGCGAACUACAGACAGCAAACUUCAACAACUGGAACCAACCAAGGAAGGUGGAGCUCUACAGGGAAGCAGGAAAAUCUCUGGGUAUCAGCAUCGUUGGUGGGCGAGGCAUGGGCAGUCGCCUGAGCAACGGGGAAGUGAUGCGGGGCAUCUUCAUCAAGCACAUCCUGGAAGACAGCCCUGCGGGACGCAAUGGUACUCUGAAAACCGGAGACAGAAUAGUACAGGUGGAUGGUGUAGAUCUGCGAGAUGCCAGUCAUGAGCAGGCUGUAGACGCCAUUCGUAAAGCUGGCAACCCUGUUGUGUUUCUGGUGCAGAGCAUUAUCAACAGGCCCAGGACAUCGGCAGCAGACUCCGUCGAGGGCAGAACAGCGCGGGUCUCAAACCCCAGCAACAAGGAUGUUGAGAGUCACAGUAGGCUUUUCCUCCGUCUCUCCCCAACUAACCCUUUCACCCCCACUCCAUUUAAGCUGAAUCGAGAGCCAGGGAAAAUUUCCCCGACGAUGCCGUUCCUCUCAGUGCCACGCAUAGGCGAGACGGACACGGACACGCUGACCGAGGUCCCUGAUCAUCUCACUCUUUCUCAUGACACGGUGGAGGAAGAGGAAGAUGAGUUUGGCUACACUUGGAAAAAGGUGGUCGAGCGUUAUGGGAGUCUGCCCGGUGUGUUGCAUAUGAUUGAGCUGGAGAAGGGAAGAAGUGGUUUAGGCCUGAGUCUGGCAGGGAACAGGGAUCGCUCAAGAAUGAGUGUCUUCGUAGUAGGCAUCGAUCCCAAUGGAGCAGCUGGGAGAGAUGGACGCAUCAUUGUAGGAGAUGAGCUGCUGGAGAUCAAUGGUCAGAUUCUGUAUGGUCGCUCCCAUCAAAAUGCCUCAUCCAUCAUCAAGAGCGCCCCAUCCAAAGUCAAAAUCAUAUUCAUUAGAAACACGGACUCUCUCACUCAGUUGGCUGUCAUCCCAGUGAAAGAAUUCGGAGAUGUCCUGGACACACAGCCAGAGGAAGAGGAAGGACUGGUGUUUAGUGAGGAGGACAAGAAUGGCAUGAUCAUUCAGGAUGUUAAAGAAGAUGGAGCAGCCAUGAAGGUACAGGAGAGUAGUACACAACCAGGAGAUAGACUGAUGGUAGUAGAUAAUGAAAUGCCACAGGACCUCUCUGUGGAGAAGGUAACGUCACUAGUGAGCAAAGCGAAGAGCUCAGAGAAGCUCACUCUCUGUACAGAUAUCCACACCCCAAUAUCAACCUCAUCCAAUCAGACACGGAGACUAUCAGACCCAGCGGUGGUCACCAGCAUGCCUCUGUCCUUGACACCACCAGAAAUGGAAUCAAUCAAGAGUUCCAGCAGAUCAUCCACCCCUGCGACCUUGGCAUCCGACCCUGUGACCUGCCCCAUAAUCCCUGGUUGUGAGACUACCAUUGAUAUCUCUAAAGGAAGGACAGGACUCGGCCUCAGCAUUGUGGGUGGCUGUGACACACUGCUGGGCGCUAUAAUAAUUCAUGAGGUGUAUGAGGAAGGUGCUGCUGCUAAAGAUGGAAGACUCUGGGCAGGAGAUCAGAUCUUAGAGGUGAACGGUAUUGACCUGCGCACAGCGUCCCAUGACGAAGCAAUAAACGUGUUGAGGCAGACACCACAGCGAGUGCGUCUGACUGUGUUCCGUGAUGAAGCACAGUACAAGGAGGAGGAGCUCUGGGAUGUGCUGUCAGUGGAGCUGCAGAAGAAACCAGGCCAAGGCCUCGGACUCAGUAUCGUCGGAAGAAGGAAUGAUACAGGUGUGUUUGUGUCUGACAUUGUGAAGGGAGGCAUUGUUGAGAGUGAUGGCCGGCUCUUGCAGGGAGAUCAGAUUUUGUCUGUUAACGGUGAGGACGUACGGACAGCAACACAGGAGUCUGUUGCCGCCCUGCUGAAGUGCUGUGUUGGUCCAAUCAAUUUGGAGGUGGGUCGCUUCAAGGCAGGGCCGUUCCACUCAGAGAGACGCCUGUCUCAGGGCAGUCAGUUAAGUGAAAGUGGAAGCUGUAAAGCCAGCCAGCUCUCUUUCACUGGUUCUGGCAGAUCACAAGAAGACUUUGAGAACUGCCACAGAAGUCACGAAUCACUGGACCAGGACAGCCGAACUGUAGAGCUCUCCAAGGGUCCAUCCGAGUCCCUGGGGAUAAGUAUAGCAGGUGGAGUGGGUAGUCCUCUGGGUGAUGUGCCCAUCUUCAUUGCCAUGAUGAACCCAGCUGGUUUGGCUGCACAGACACAGAAACUCAGAGUUGGUGAUAGGAUCAUAUCAAUCUGUGACACAUCUACUGAAGGCAUGGCCCACAGCCAAGCUGUAUCACUGCUGAAAAACACCACAGGAACCAUACGCCUGCAGGUUGUCGGAGGUGACACUACAGUAACAGGUCCUGCUCUGGAUCAAACAUCUGGUCUCACCAGCAGCAGCAUCUUCCAUGAUGACCUGGGUCCUCCUCAGUGUAAGACGAUUAGUCUGGAGAGAGGGCCAGACGGCUUGGGCUUCAGUAUAGUGGGAGGGUUCGGUAGUCCCCAUGGCGACCUGCCCAUCUAUGUAAAAACGGUGUUUGGAAAGGGUGCAGCUGCAGAGGAUGGGCGUCUAAAGCGUGGGGAUCAGAUAGUUGCAGUCAACGGUCAGAGUUUAGAGGGAGUCACGCAUGAGGAGGCUGUCGGUAUUUUAAAAAAAACCAAAGGGACCAUCACGCUCACCAUACUCUCAUAGGACACUAAAUUAUACAUCAUCAUAUUAAAAAACACUGGCUUAUGUUACACACUGUGACCUUUUAACAUUAAUACUGUAAAUAUCCAGUACUGAAACAUUUUUUUAUUAUGAUCAUCCGUCAUUAUUUAUUCUUUUACUAAUACAACAGAUGCUGUUUCAAAUUCUUUACCUUCACACUGUUGGGAGAUGAUUAAUGAUGAAUAACGUAUCUACUGUUUUAGCUUCAUGCAUCAGUAGGUAGUGGGAGUUAGGAACAUAUGAAUUAAACUUUGGGGUGCAAUUAAUCCGAGCAUAUAGAAAAUACCAUACAGCAGCUACUGAAUAGAGUCAUGUGACUAUUUUUAUGUAAUGUUGUUAGCUAUAUAAAAUGUAGUUAGCUUUAGCUACUUUUUAAAGCAGAUCCUACUUUGGCAGCUUUGCCUGAUCUACUUUAGAGUUUUUAUUAGACAGCAGGUUUUGGCAGUUUACCCAGCACUGCUUUCUUUCGCUUCUUGAAUAACACUUCAGGCAACAGUUUUAGUCCCAGACUGCAAAAAAACAAAACAACCUAGACUACAUUCUUACAGCUAGUAUUACUGAUCGUACAAUUCAUGUGGACAACUGAUUAGCCAUCGAUACUGUGCGUUAUUUAUACAACUGGGACUGUGAGACAUAAAUGUAAGUAUUAGAGAGAAGGAGUCUAACCAGCACGCAAUAGCGUUUUAAAUUUGUUAGUGAUACAGAGUUCUAGCUGUUAAUACACACUGUGUCUUCGUGUAGAGCUAUUUACAGUAUUUUUGGAUUGGAUUUUGAAAUGGAAGGAACAUUGUUUUUCAGUAUAUUAUGUAUCUAUCUGUAAGCAUUUUAGUCAAUGUUACUAAUUUAGAGAGAUUACACACAAGCAAUAAACAUUUCUAAAACCA